AUGGCACCAAGAAGGUUUGACACUAAGGCAAGUGCUGAGGUUAGACGCCAAGAGAAAGAAGCUCGGCGAAGGGCUGAGUUAGCGACACUCAUAUCUCAACAAAUCAAUGCUGCCAUGCCGAACAUUGCCACUCAAAUUGCUGAGAACGUGACUGCUACCAUCAACAUGGCAAGAAGGCAAGAAGGUGGAGGAAACGCCAAUGACCGAAAUGCUUACAAGACUUUUACGUCUUGUAACCCCAAAGAGUUCUAUGGGACGGAGGGUCCCGUUGGGUUACUUACUUGGUUUCAAAGCAUGGAGGCAGUCCUAAACAUCAUCGAUUGUGCGCCAGCCGACCGCGUCAAGUUUGCGGCAAGUAAGCUCCAAGGGAGGGCACUCACAUGGUGGAACCUCCAAGUCACCACGAGGGGUGCCGCCACGAUGAAUGCUUUGACCUGGGAGCAGCUCAAGGAGGAAAUGAAAAGGGAGUAUUGCCCUAGACCUGUCGUCCAAAAGUUGGAAAUUGAGUUUUGGAACCAUGCCAUGAAAGGAAUGGAGUUGGAGGCGUAUGCGAUUCGCUUUCAUGAGCUGUGUGUGCUAGUGCCGGACAUGGUGAACGCCGAAACCAAGAAAGUUGAGAGGUUUAUUUAUGGAUUGGUACAAGAAGUGAGGUUGAUGGUCACGGCGGCAAACCCAGCCACACUUGAGGAAGCUAUGAGUUUGUCGACAAAGUUGGUUAAUGACUUGGUUAGGACCGGGAAGUACUCGCGAGGUGAAGCGAGCUCGAAACAAGGAGGAGGAAGUCGGUUUGGUGAUCGCAAAGGGAAUGCGCCGGAUAAGAGGCAAAAGGUAGCAAGAAACUAUGGUGUUGUUGAUGCCAAGCCCAACCCAAAUGAUGGUAUGCCGCCAAGAUGUAACCGUUGUGGCAACCAUCACCGAGGAGAAUGUAAGCAGUGCCCGAAUUGCCACCAAUUUGGACACCUUGCUGCCACUUGCCGAAGUGGAGCAAGGGGAUGUCACGAAUGUGGAAGUAUUGAUCAUUGGAGAAACGCUUGUCCUAGAUUGGGGCGAGCUCAAGGAGGACGAGGAAAUGCAAACAACAACCGUGGCAACUUUAGGAAUGUUGGCAAUCGUGGGAAUCAAGCAAAUCGGGGCAACAACGGAAAUCGAGUGAAUCAAGGAAAUGGUGGGAAUAGAGGACAUGUUGGGAAUGAAGCUAAUGUGGGAAAUCAAGAUAACAACAAUCAAGGAAACCGUGGAAAUCAAGGAGGGCAAGCAAGAGGAAGGGUGUACGCAAUGGGCGUGAAUGAGGCACGGGAUGACCCUAAUGUCAUCGAUAUGAUUGAUAAGAAAUCUAGCGAGCUUGAUGAAACUUACCUUAUUGAAUAUGCAAAUGGAGAUGAAUAUGAAACUAGGGAAAUUGUUUCUGAUUGUAAGAUGACACUAGAUGAAAAAGAUUAUAGUAUAGACUUGAUUCCCAUAGAAAUAGGAAGCUUUGAUGUGAUAGUAGGAAUGGAUUGGUUGUCUAAAAUGCGUGCUGAGAUACUUUGCCAUGAAAAGAUAAUUAGAAUUCCAUUAGAAAAUGGUGAGGUGCUUAUAGUUCAAGGCCAUAAGACGGGAGUUCAGCCCAAAUUAGUGUCGUCCAUAAAGGUGAGGAAGUAUUUACGUACGGAAUAUCACACGUACUUAGCACAAGUAGUGGAUAAGCGAGUGAAAGACAAGGAUCCUCAAAAGGUGAAAGUGGUUAGAGAUUUUCUCGACGUGUUUCCGGACGAGCUACCUGGACUCCCCCCUACGAGACAAGUAGAGUUCACGAUUGAUUUAGUUCCCGGGGCAGCCCCCGUAGCUAAAGCACCGUAUAGGUUAGCGCCCUCCGAAAUGCGAGAACUCUCUGAGCAAUUGCAAGAGUUGCUUGAUAAAGGUUUGAUCCAACCUAGUUCUUCGCCAUGGGGUGCGCCAAUUCUAUUUGUCAAAAAGAAAGAUGGAUCUUUGAUGAUGUGUAUCGAUUAUAGAGAAUUGAAUAAGUUAACGAUCAAUAAUAGAUAUCCACUGCCGCAAAUAGACGAUUUGUUCGAUCAAUUGCAAGGAGCGUCGUAUUUCUCGAAGAUAGAUCUUAGGUCCGGCUACCAUCAGUUGAGGGUACGAGGUGAAGAUGACAAAUUCGUCAUAGUAUUCAUUGAUGAUAUUUUGAUAUAUUCUCGUAGUAAGGAUGAAGAUGAGAAGCAUUUAAGAAUAAUAUUGCAAUUACUUAGAGACGAGAAGUUGUAUGCUAAGUUUUCUAAGUGUGAAUUUUGGCUCCGUCAAGUUCAAUUCCUUGGACAUCUUGUGGACGAAGAAGGAAUUCAUGUCGAUCCGUCUAAGAUAGAAGCGAUUAAGAAGUGGGAGGCACCAAAGACGCCAACGGAAGUGCGUAGCUUCCUAGGAUUGGCAGGUUAUUAUCGAAGAUUCAUUCAAGGAUUCUCUAAAAUUGCGGUACCUCUGACCCAAUUGACCCGAAAGUCAAGAGAAUUCAUGUGGGGUGAAUAA
This is a messenger RNA of Erigeron canadensis, 2505 nucleotides long. RefSeq lists its product as uncharacterized. NCBI's taxonomy places the organism in Eukaryota, Viridiplantae, Streptophyta, Magnoliopsida, Asterales, Asteraceae. Bases 1 to 2505 code for a protein of 834 amino acids. Gene Ontology annotation, molecular function: zinc ion binding; nucleic acid binding. The record is from RefSeq and is a predicted model, not a curated record. The transcript has 3 exons.